AUGGAAUGGGAUUGAUACCGUGGCGAUAUUACCAACCGGCUUCGGCAAGAGUAUUAUAUAUCAACUUCUGCCGUAUUUAAUUCAGAAGAAAACAGGUGCAGCUGAACCUAUGAUAGCAAUAGUGGUUGCACCACUUAAUUCCAUCAUGGAAGACCAGAUACAAAGCUUAAGAUCCAAAAACCUGAAAGGCUGUUAUCUGUCUUAUGAUGCCAAAGAGAUAGUGACCUUUGGUGAUAAUGAGGAUGACAUUGAGGAACACAGUUCAGACAAAGAAACUGAAGAAUCUCCCACUACAUCUGUCCUCGGAAAGAUGUUUGAUCUGACAGAGCUGAAGAGUGGACGCUACAAUAUAAUCUAUAGCCACCCAGAAGCACUACACACAAAGAAGAUUCAGAAGAUCUUUCAUUCACCUGUGUACCAACAGAGAGUGUGUGCAGUUGCUAUUGAUGAGGUUCAUAUGAUUUCAGAAUGGGGAAGUGAAUUUCGACCAGCAUUCCGAAAAUUAGGUGAACUUACGGUGAUAUUCCCUAAUGCUUGCCACUUGGCAUUGACAGCCACAUGUACUGAACAAAGAAAGAAUGAAUUGACAGACACUUUGCAAUAUAGGAAAUACACCUGUGUGUCUAUUAAUCCGGACAGACCCAAUAUUUAUUUAAGUAAAAGAUCAAGAUUACCAAAUAUAAAAAAAAUUGAUAAGUUGGACUCAUUGAUUGAGCCAGUGGCAGUGGAGUUAACUGAUAAAUUGAGUGACUUCCCAGUAACUAUCAUGUAUGUAGAAAAUUUGGAGGCUUUAGGUUAUUUUUACCAGUACCUUAAUUCUUAUUUAGGUAAAAGACAAUAUACUGGUGAGGAAAUUCCUGAGAAUAGAAUAUUUGCUCAGUAUCAUAAGGAUUAUACAAAAGCAAUGAAAUCCUUUAUUGUGAGUGACUUGUGCAAGAAGAAACCAACAAUUCGCCUUGUGCUUGCGACAGUUGCUUUAGGAAUGGGACUAGAUGCCCCAAGUAUAUCAAGGGUAAUUCACUGUAGACCACCUACCAGUUUGGAGGCCUACAUGCAGGAAAUAGGUCGAGCCGGAAGAAGAGGUCAAUCUUCUGAAGCUAUCUUGUAUUACAAUAAUAAUGACAUAUCAAAGGCUAGGAAGGGUAUAUCAGAUUCAAUAAUACAGUACUGCCAAGAUGACGUUAAUUGUCUAAGAUUGCUGCUGGUCAAACACUUUGGUUUCAGUGAAACACAAUACUCAGGAAACCCUAAUGGAUGUUGCUCAAAUUGUAAAAAUGCACACUUGAACAAGUGAGAUUAUAGUCUAGGACUCAUUGGAGUGAAGUGUGAAGAGUGAAAGAAACAUCUGAUAAAGACAAAACAAGUCUUAAAAAUGUGUGUUCAUUUACAUCUAAUAAAGACAAAACAAGUCUUUAAAAUGUGUGUUCAUUUACAUCUGAUAAAGACAAAACAAGUCUUAAAAAUGUGUGUCCAUUUACAUCUGAUAAAGACAAAACAAGUCUUAAAAAUGUGUGUCCAUUUACAUCUGACAAAGACAAAACAAGUCUAUAAAAUGUGUGUUCAUUUACAUCUGAUAAAGACAAAACAAGUCUUAAAAAUGUGUGUUCAUUUACACCUGAUAAAGACAAAACAAGUCUUAAAAAUGUGUGUUCAUUUAAAGUGCUGUGCCUCCGAACACAAGUGACACUCGGAUUUUUAAACUUUAAAUGGGAGAAGCUGAUAUACUAGUAAGCCGAACCUAGCUACAAUGAGUCGGGUGGCGCCCGAUGAUACCCCUGCCACAGAGCAGCUAAUAUGAGUUAUAACUCGGGGGACUAGGUGCCUGAGCUACUUUCAGCGAUACAAGUCUAUAACAUGUGUGUUCAUUUACAUCUGAUAAAGCCUAUUUCCAUCAACUGACUAAAUAGACAGUUCUAAAUAGUAUUAAUUAAUAAUGUAUACUUCGAGAGCUAGACUUACAUAUUUAAGACUAUUACAUUUUGAAUUCUCAUUACCAUUUAGCCUAAAAUAUGUCAAUAACAAUGCCAAGUGUUACCGAUUUGCAAUACAUGCAUAAUUAUUACCAACAACAAUUCAACAAAUUUAUACUUAAAUUCCAGUAACAAUGGAAUUAUAAAUGGAUGCAUAAUUACAAUUCUAUUAA
Dreissena polymorpha is the source of this 2143-nucleotide messenger RNA. RefSeq lists its product as uncharacterized. Gene Ontology annotation, cellular component: chromosome; cytoplasm; nucleus. Lineage: Eukaryota; Metazoa; Mollusca; Bivalvia; Myida; Dreissenidae. The transcript has 4 exons. Bases 110 to 1294 code for a protein of 394 amino acids. Gene Ontology annotation, molecular function: 3'-5' DNA helicase activity; four-way junction helicase activity. The record is from RefSeq and is a predicted model, not a curated record. Gene Ontology annotation, biological process: double-strand break repair via homologous recombination.